Messenger RNA from Drosophila willistoni, 1845 nucleotides. RefSeq lists its product as uncharacterized. Bases 1 to 1845 code for a protein of 614 amino acids. The record is from RefSeq and is a predicted model, not a curated record. The transcript is spliced from 4 exons. Lineage: Eukaryota; Metazoa; Arthropoda; Insecta; Diptera; Drosophilidae.
AUGCGCAUAUAUUAUGAUUCACUGAAUGUGGAUUUGCCAUUGAAGAAAUGCUUUGAGGUGGAUGAUAUGCUCUACUGGCGACGCGUGGUCCUUGCCAAAAGCUCGAGCCAGGUGUUAAAACUAAAGAAAUGGAAUGAUUACGACUGGAAGUCCAAGGGUGUUAGCCUCAAGUAUGUGGAGCUAGUUGAAAACUGUCCAGCCGAGUUUUGGCCAGAAAAAAAGAUGGCCCAUUUGGCUGGGCUGGUCAAAGGGAGUGUGAAAUCAAUGCACAUUCGUCGUUUGAAGCCUUUGCCGGCAACUGCAUUCGCACAUUAUAUGGAUAGUGACUCAGAGUUGGAUGUCACAUCGUCGUCAUCAGAGAUGGAGGAAAUUUCCAGUGAUGAACCGGACACCGAGGAAGAGAACGAAGAUGUUGAAGGUGAACGAGAAGACCAUGAAACAAGCACUGAUAUAAUUUCGCAAGAUUCAAGCGAUGAUAGUGUCAGGAGAGUUGAUAUCUACACCUCAAGGGAGUUUUCUAUUGUACAAGCAGAUAAGCAACGUGUUGAUCGCGUAAUUGCUCGACACGGUCGCAAUGAAGCACGACAACAAUUGCGAAAUAUUUGUGCAAAACGAAAAGCUGAACGUGACGGUCGUCGCCAGCGCCGGGAAAUAAUCCGACAGAUGCUUGAUGCAGCAACCAAGCUAAGCCUUAGGAAAACUGCUACAAAAAAGAACAAAAUGAAAAUAAAAGGAGUCUUUGAUACACCUGUAGAGCCGGAACCAAGCGAUAGGGUAGACAAAAUACGCGAUAUGCGAAACAAGGAAAAUUACUGCGACGCAUUAGACGUUAUGACUACCCAUCGGAACACUGUCAUCACAUUGAUCUCAGCUUUGGUGGAGCACUAUCAGCGUCGGUAUUUAAAGUUCUCCUUCGAUGAUAUAUCACGUCUAAGCAAAGGGCUCAGAACAUUGGAGAACUUGAAAAUAUUUCGCUUGCGCAACAGUCCAUUGCAUAAGGAACAGUUGCUAGUUCUAGCCCGUGCCCUCAGGACACUGAAUAUGCUGGAAGAAGUGGACUUUGGCUACGAUCUGAUUCCCGACGAUUGCUGCAUUGCACUCUCUACUUUGCUGCAGCGGAAAAAAAUUUUAAAAGUCCUACAACUGGAAUACAAUAAAUUAGGAAAAUCGUGCAUGGAGGCCAUUGUGUUUGCUCUCAGCGAAUAUGAAGGCGAUGAACCUCUCGAUUACCUAGGCCUAGCCCAUAAUCCGAUCACAUCUGGCGGCCUAUCUUCUCUAAUACGAUUUAUGGUACAUUCAAAACAUGUGGAGAAGCUGAACAUAUCGGCUAUAGAGGUGGCCAGAGAAAUAGUGGCCAAUGAGGUGUGUCGCCUUUUGCGAUUACAUAGUCGAUUGCGUCAUUUGGAUAUGGCAGCAUUACCCCUUGAUCCUUCUGCUGGUGUUGCCAUACUUCGUGCCAUCAAAUCAAAUAGUAACAUCCUCUAUAUCGAUUGUCGUGAUUGCGAUUUGGGUGAAGAUGCGGAAUUUGAAAUUGAUAUUUUAAUAAGGCAAAACAUUUGUAAUCUUCUUAUGAACCGCAAACAUCCGAUUGUGGAAAAAAUUCAAGGGGAACAGAAAAAAAAAACCGGGUUCGUGAAAAAUCGCCUCAAUCAAUCACCCUCAAAGACUUCCUUAACCAAGGCAGUUGAAGUUAAGAGGGACACUGCUGAAGACUACGACAUUUGGGCAGACCUUGGGGUGAAAUCUCAGUUGCCACGGUUUCGUCAAUUUGUCCAUCAGCCUGGUCCAUCGAAUCGAUAUUACUAUAUUAAGAACAAUAGGGGUCCCUAUGAGACAUCGCACUGA